AUGCGCUUCCCCUCAAUCCAAACCUUCGUCCGAACGCUUUACACCUUCAGUAACACGACCUUGCGAACUCCGUCAAGCCCAUUCAACUCCAGUCUUGGACGAACAGGCACCGCAUUGCGAGCUUCUAUGCCCAUACCUUUCAUCGGAGCACUGUUCUCAACAGCCGACACACGCAAAAUGACCCACCCCGUGCAGAAGAGCGAUAGCGAAUGGCAAGCGCAGUUGAACAAAGAGCAAUUCCGCAUCCUUCGCGAGAAGGGCACGGAAGCACCCUUCACCGGCAAAUACGACAAGCACAUGCCCGAUGCCGGCGUCUACACCUGCGCUGGCUGCGAAGCACCACUGUACAAAGCAAACCACAAGUUCAAGAGCGGGUGUGGAUGGCCGGCUUUCUUCGAUGCGGUGCCGGGCGCGGUGACGAGGCAUACGGAUAAGACGUUUGGGAUGGAGAGGACGGAGAUUGUUUGCUCGAAUUGUGGAGGACAUUUGGGACAUGUGUUUAAGGGAGAGGGGUAUGCUACGCCGACGGAUGAGAGGCACUGUGUUAACAGUGUGAGCUUGAACUUUGAUAAGGAUGAUCCGGUGAAGGAGUAG
Molecule: messenger RNA, 594 nt
Organism: Fulvia fulva
Lineage: Eukaryota; Fungi; Ascomycota; Dothideomycetes; Mycosphaerellales; Mycosphaerellaceae
Product: Peptide methionine sulfoxide reductase B3
Exons: 2
Coding region: 1-594 (197 amino acids)
Biological process (GO): protein repair; response to oxidative stress
Molecular function (GO): peptide-methionine (R)-S-oxide reductase activity
Source: RefSeq, a predicted model, not a curated record